This is a messenger RNA of Eucalyptus grandis, 1728 nucleotides long. RefSeq names its product lysosomal Pro-X carboxypeptidase. Lineage: Eukaryota; Viridiplantae; Streptophyta; Magnoliopsida; Myrtales; Myrtaceae. Gene Ontology annotation, molecular function: serine-type exopeptidase activity; dipeptidyl-peptidase activity. The transcript is spliced from 9 exons. The coding region runs from base 70 to 1599 and encodes 509 amino acids. Gene Ontology annotation, biological process: proteolysis. The record is from RefSeq and is a predicted model, not a curated record.
CUCUCCCAUUUCAUUGUCCUAUUAAGUUUUGCAUUCAUCACAAAAAAAUUUCUUUUAUCUCCACAGGCGAUGACUCUUUCUUGGCUCUCUUUGAUCGUCUAUUUCAUUUCAAUCGCAGCUUCCGUUUGUGCACAGAAGUUUGAUUUUCCGAGGCUGAGUUUACACCGCGAGAAUGUCCUCCAAGAUCCCCAACGCAGGGUUCCAGUAUCUGUAACCAAUGAUUUCACAACUUUCUUCUUCAACCAAACGCUUGAUCACUUCAACUAUCAACCCAAGAGCUACACCACCUUUAGACAAAGGUACUUGAUCAACUCCAGGUACUGGGGUGGCGCUAAUUCUAGUGCUCCGAUCUUCAUUUACCUCGGUGCCGAAGCACCGAUUGAAAACGACCUAAACGGGAUUGGGUUUCUAACUGAGAAUGCUGCUCAAUUCAAAGCUUUAUUAGUUUAUAUUGAGCAUCGGUACUAUGGUAGGUCAAUUCCCUUUGGGAUGAGCUUGGAAGAAGCCCUCAAUGACCCUAUUGCUCGGGGAUACUUUAGCUCAUCCCAAGCUUUGGCCGACUACGCAGCUAUAAUCAGGCACGUGAAGGAGAAACUAAAGGCCAGAGAUUGUCCAGUGAUCGUCGUGGGAGGAUCAUAUGGGGGAAUGCUUGCUUCGUGGUUUCGGCUGAAGUAUCCCCAUUUGGCCUUUGGAGCUCUAGCCUCGUCGGCUCCGAUACUUUACUUUGACGGCAUUACCCCACAAGAUGCAUACUUUUCGGUAGUCACCAAGGACUUCAAGGAAGCAAGCAAGACAUGCUACCAAACUAUAAGAGACUCGUGGGCGGAGAUUGAUAGAGUUAUUUCCAAGCCUAGUGGCCUCUCCCGAUUAAGCAAGAUCUUCAAAACUUGUAGGCCUUUGAAGAGUGGGGAUGAGCUGAAGAACUAUUUGAUAUUACGGUACGCAGCGGCAGCUCAAUAUGACGAUCCGCCAAGAUAUCCUGUGGAAAUAGUAUGUAGAGGCAUUGAUGGAGCAAAUGCUUCUGGAAAGGGCAUUCUUAAAAAAAUCUUUGCAGGCGUCGUUGCCUUGGAUAGAAACUCCACAUGCUACAUCGUUCCUCCCAAUGGCACUACCCCUACUCAAACAGAGUUGGGUUAUAGUUGGCAGAGAUGCAGCGAGAUGGUAAUGGGCAUAGGCAUUACAAACAAUUCUAUGUUUCAAGCAUAUCCUUUCAACUUAACCGACUUCAUCAAUGGAUGCAACAGCUCGUAUGGUGUCGUGCCUCGGCCGCAUUGGAUCACCACCUAUUAUGGAGGUCAUGAUAUAGAACGAGUCCUUCAUAGAUUCGGCAGCAACAUUAUUUUCUCAAAUGGACUUCGAGAUCCUUACAGUAGUGGCGGGAUCCUCAAGAACAUUUCAGACACUAUCGAUGCCGUCUAUACACAAAAAGGUUCCCAUUGUUUGGACAUACUUGCUUCAGAACAAGCUGAUCCAAACUGGUUGGUCAGGCAACGAAAAAGGGAGGUCGAGAUUAUAAAAGGCUGGAUCACCAAAUAUCAUGCUCAUCUACUUGCUUUUAAACAACAAGGCCUUUAUGCCCUGAAACAGCCACUUCAAUAAGAGAUCAGACCAGAUAGACGGGCUUGAGUCUUACCAUAAGGUUGUGCUUGCAAAUCUUUGCUCCAUUAACGAUGAACUUUUUUUCCAAUUGAAAAGUAUUAGUUCAUGCCAUGUCAUUUUCUACGUCAA